AUGGAGAUACGGAGCUUGGUUGUUUCGAUGAACCCUAAUUUAUCUUCCUUUGAGCUCCUCUCUCGUUCUGUACCUCCCAUCACUCGCUCACUCGUUAGGUUCAAAUCAGCUAAACAAGCCCCCCGCACCAUUCCUAGGGUUUCGGCGUCGAAUAGUGAUCAAACUUCUUCAACUGAUGUGAAACCUGUUUACGUCCCGACGUCUUCCAAUCGGGAGCUCCAGACUCCUCAGUCCUCACUAUACCAUUUCGAUGGAUCAGCUGCAAAGUUCUUCGAGGGAUGGUAUUUCAGAGUUUCAAUCCCAGAGAAGAAGGAAGGUUUUUGUUUUAUGUAUACUGUGGAGAAUCCUGCAUUCCGGCAGAGGUUGUCACCAGUAGAAGUUGCUCUAUAUGGACCUAGGUUCACUGGUGUCGGAGCCCAGAUUCAUGGCGCUAAUGAUAAGUAUCUUUGUCAAUACACACAUGACUCUCACAACUUCUGGGGAGAUGGACAUGAGCUAGUUUUGGGGAAUACUUUUAGUGCUGUGCCAGGCGCAACGUCUCCAAACAAGGAGGUUCCACCAGAGGAAUUUAACAGAAGAGUGUCAGAAGGAUUCCAAGCUACCCCGUUUUGGCAUCAAGGUCACAUUUGCGAUGAUGGCCGGACUGACUAUGCGGAGACUGUGAAAUCUGCUCGUUGGGAGUAUAGUACUCGUCCUGUUUACGGUUGGGGUGAUGUUGGAGCCAAGCAGAAGUCUACAGCAGGAUGGCCUGCAGCUUUUCCUGUAUUUGAGCCUCAUUGGCAGAUAUGCAUGGCAAAAGGCCUUUCCACAGGGUUGAUAGAAUGGAGUGGUGAAAGGUUUGAGUUCCGUGAUGCACCUUCUUAUUCAGAGAAGAAUUGGGGUAUAGGCUUCCCAAGAAAAUGGUUUUGGGUCCAAUGUAAUGUCUUUGAAAGAGCAAGUGGAGAAGUAGCUUUGACAGCUGGUGGCGGUUUGAGGCAGUUGCCUGGAUUGAACACAUAUGAAAAUGCUGCACUGGUUUGUGUACACUAUGAUGGGAAAUUUUACGAGUUGGUACCGUGGAAUGGUGUUGUUAGAUGGGAAAUGUCUCCUUGGGGUUAUUGGUAUGUGACUGCAGAGAACGAAACCCAUAUGGUGGAACUAGAGGCAAGAACAAAUGAACCGGGUACACCUCUGCAUGCUCCUACAGGAGAAGUUGGACUAGCUACGGUUUGCAGAGAUAGUUGUCACAGUGAACUGAAGUUGCAGAUAUGGGAACGGCUACAUGAUGGAAGUAAAGGCAAGGUGAUACUAGAGACAAAGAGCACAAUGGCAGCGGUGGAGAUAGGAGGAGGACCAUGGUUUGGUCCCUUUCUUCAAGCCACCUGGUCUGUAAACAUUGAUGAGUAUUAUAGGAGAGAUUUUUUUUAA
Molecule: messenger RNA, 1407 nt
Organism: Camelina sativa (false flax)
Lineage: Eukaryota; Viridiplantae; Streptophyta; Magnoliopsida; Brassicales; Brassicaceae
Product: tocopherol cyclase, chloroplastic-like
Molecular function (GO): tocopherol cyclase activity
Source: RefSeq, a predicted model, not a curated record